Jaculus jaculus (lesser Egyptian jerboa) is the source of this 1645-nucleotide messenger RNA. It is a transcript of the gene Cd247, whose product is annotated as CD247 molecule. Lineage: Eukaryota; Metazoa; Chordata; Mammalia; Rodentia; Dipodidae. The transcript is spliced from 9 exons. Gene Ontology annotation, cellular component: membrane. Bases 1 to 780 code for a protein of 259 amino acids. Gene Ontology annotation, molecular function: transmembrane signaling receptor activity. Gene Ontology annotation, biological process: cell surface receptor signaling pathway. The record is from RefSeq and is a predicted model, not a curated record.
AUGGUAUUUGUCUGCACUGUUCGUCAAGCUGCACUGGGCGGGCGAACAGUGAAGACAGUUUCACCCUGUUUAGCUCAAGAGGCAGCAGAAAAGGCAACUCGUCCUAAGUCAGGCAACUCGGCUCCAACCAGGCAGCCACCAGAGGGCGCCUGCACCUUGGUAGACAGGCUGGAGGCACAGUGGGGCUUCAGAGCGGUUCCCAGGCUGCACCAAAGUGGGAAGGGUCCCGGGCGUGACUCCACGCACAGGGCAGGGCGGGCUGCUGCGCGUUACUUACCUACGAGGAGCUCAGUCAAGCCCCAAAUCUGCAACUCUUCGUUCACAUUGUGUGAUCGUUCAGAGGCACAGAGCUUUGGUCUACUGGAUCCCAAGCUCUGCUACCUGCUAGAUGGAAUCCUCUUCAUCUAUGGAGUCAUUGUCACUGCCCUGUUUCUGAGAGCAAAGUUCAGCAGAAGUGCAGACGCUGCCGCCGCCUACCAGCAGGGUCCCAACCAGCUCUACAACGAACUCAAUCUAGGUCGAAGAGAGGAGUAUGAUGUUUUGGAUAAGAAGCGGGCCCGGGAUCCUGAGAUGGGAGGCAAACAGCAGAGGCGAAGGAACCCCCAGGAAGGCGUAUACAAUGCAUUGCAGAAGGACAAGAUGGCAGAGGCCUACAGUGAGAUUGGGAUGAAAGGAGAGCGACGGAGAGGAAAGGGGCAUGAUGGACUUUACCAGGGGCUCAGCACUGCCACCAAGGACACUUAUGACGCCCUCCACAUGCAGACCCUACCCCCUCGCUAACAGCCAGAGACAUUCCCACUCACAGGCCUCACCCACUGACACCAGAUUGUGAUUGUGAAGGACACAGGGAAAAGCAUUUACGGUCCGGAUCAUGUGGUUCACAGCUACCAGUAUCCUCUUUGGAUGCUUCAAGUCACAUUUGGUCCUCUCCAAUUCUAAACAGCCAUGCACAGAGUAUCUUCCUUGGACUCUUAAAAGGAAAAUACUCCCUCUCCCUGGCCCAACUGUCUGGUCUAAUGGUUUGCUGGUGGCUAUAGGCAGCCCCUCCCCCUGCACACCAUGGCCUGGGAACCAGCGUCCUCCUCCCAGUUGGGCUGUUCAGUGUUUUGUACAUUCCGGAGAAGCCCCUGCGCACGCGCGCUGUGGUGCUCUGUCACUAUCGGGUGGCCUUACUCCUGCUGUAAAUCUGGCUUCUGUUGUCAUCCUUCCCUUGUGAUCGGGACACAGCGUGAACAGACUGGACAGAGGGGAGGGUGGGACCCCAGGCAAGUGUCAUGGUCACUGGAGGCUGAAGAAGGGACAUGGCAAGUAGGGAAGGUCCCUGCACAGGAGCUUCCUUCUGUCAGGAAUACCUCCCCAGACACUCCAGGCCCAGAAGCUACCGUCCCCUCCUGGAGCCCACACUGAGGGCAAAUGAACUGUGCAUAAAGAAAACAGUACCCCAUGAGGAGCAGAGCACAGGUGCAUGAGGCAACAGGCCAAGGCCAGCCUUCUUGCCAGGAAGUUGGUUCACCAACAUUUUGAGCAGAAGGAAGACCUGGACCGCCCAGGCCUGCACAGCGGUGGCACAAUGGGAGAAUCGCAGUCAGGACUAUGACCGCAUGGUGUCGUCACAGCAUUCACGACCAUGGAUGGAAAACCCUCU